AUGGCUCUCGCAGAGACAAUAUUGAGAGCGGUCCACAAGCAUGACUUGGUACCCAAGCUCACGAGAGCGUUGCCAUGGAUCUCUUUGUUGUUCUCAUUUGCCAGUGUGAUCUGGUUAUUGAUGUUACCCAUAGAUGGAAACUAUCGAAAAUCAUACAUUUCAGAGAACGCAUUGAUGCCAGGACAAGUCACCUCAUAUUUCAGAGAAAGUGAAUGGAAUAUCGUUCGAGGGUAUCGAAAUGAGUUGAAGAUCUUUGAAGGUGCUGCAAUUGAUGAAAGAAACGCGGUGGUAGAAGGCUGGUUGAAAGAUAUUGGCUUAAAGACAGCAUAUCAUCGUUUACAUGAUCCUUCGGUUCAAGAUAAUAUGUAUGCAAUUCUACAUGCCGCUCGUGGUGACGAUACGGAAGCCAUGGUUUUGUCGGUUCCAUGGACUACUUCGGAUGGUGAGUAUAAUUUGGGUGGUGCAUCGUUGGCAGUAGCGUUAGCUCGUUACUUCAACCGAAUGUCAAUUUGGUCUAAGAACAUCAUUAUUGUUUUCAGCGAGGAUGGACAUAAAUCCUUACGGUCUUGGGUUGAGGCUUACCAUACAUCUUUGGACACCACUGCUGGGUCCAUAGAAGCUGCCAUUGUUCUUGAAUAUGGUGGUGACUCUGAUUAUUUCGAAUAUUAUGAAAUGCACUACGAAGGAUUGAAUGGUCAAUUACCCAACUUAGACUUGUUAAACACGGCUAACUUGGUGUCAUACCACGAAAAUAUCCAUAUAUCCAUCCAGCAAACUGAAGGAGAAAAGUUGACACGAAAUGAUUAUCUAACUAGGUUGAAGACCUUCUUGAAAGGAAUCGUUAGCUUAACGCUAGCUGGUAUUGUUACCCCCAGUAACGGUUGUGAGUCAUUUUCGGGCUGGCAAAUCCAAGCCUUUACCAUCAAGGUGAAAGGAACACUGGGUGGUAAUGAUAUCACCCAGAUUGGGAGAGUGGUGGACGAAACAUUUAGAUCCGUUAACAACUUGUUGGAGAAGUUUCACCAGUCUUUCUUCUUUUACUUAAUGUUAGGACCCCGAUACUUUGUGUCCAUUGGAACUUACUUACCAUCUGCAGCCUUGAUCGCUGCUAGUUUUGCAUUGUCUUCGUUGAGUUGCAUGUUAAACAGUGGGUUCACCAUUCCACAUUUCUUGCUUAACAUCUCCUCAGUCUUGAAAUUUUUUGUGAUGAUAGAACUAUCAUCCUUUUUGUUGUCGACAUUUUUGCCAUACUUGGUCAAGCAAACUACAGAUGAACUGGACAAAAUUUCUUUGGUCAACUUGAUUCUUCUUUCAAUGACUUCAUUGGUAAAUAUUAACUCAAAGUUUGCCUUUUCAAUGAUCUCGUUCUCGUUGUUCUUUAUUGCAAUGGUCAUAGUUGCCUUGUUAAUCUUGAACUUCUCAUUGGCUUUGUGUAUUGGACUUUUGGCUAUGCCCUUGCAAUUUGUUCAGCAGCUUUUAAACUCCAUAGAAGCCAAAAUCAAAGUGUUUUUAUGUUUAUUUGUAUCAAAUCCAUUCUUUGUGGUUUACAUCACUGGUGGCUUGUACUUGGAAGCCUUCGGUUAUCAAAAUGGAACAUUGAACCUUAUGACCGGUUUAUUGACCAGUUGGGAUGAUGUUCAAUGCUGGACAUGGUUUAUUGUUAUGCUUGGGUGGUUCCCUGCCUGGUUAUCCAUAGCCAUAAGCUGUGGACUUGGGGAUUUCAAGAACCAAGCCCCAGUCUCCUACAUCAAAAAAAAUCAAUAG
This is a messenger RNA of Yamadazyma tenuis ATCC 10573, 1764 nucleotides long. NCBI's taxonomy places the organism in Eukaryota, Fungi, Ascomycota, Pichiomycetes, Serinales, Debaryomycetaceae. The record is from RefSeq and is a predicted model, not a curated record.